UAAGUGAUAGAAUGACCCGAGUAGCACCUCGAGUAAUAUGCUACUCUAUAGCUGUCUCGUAGCUGUCCCGCUCAUUUAAAAACUCCAUCUUUGCUUUCAUUCACAGUCUCAAAUCUCCACCCCUCUCUCUCUCACCUGCUGUGCUAAGCAGUUGAUUGGUUGCUAAUCGGUGCUGCAAAAUUGGGGGAUUGAAGUAAUUCGAGUUGAGAUAAUUGUUCGCCGGUUGGAAGGGGACUUGCCGGCGGUGAGAUGAGCGCGUCUAGAUUUAUUAAGUGCGUGACCGUGGGCGACGGGGCUGUGGGUAAAACAUGUCUGCUCAUUUCUUACACUAGCAACACUUUUCCAACGGAUUAUGUCCCUACUGUUUUCGAUAAUUUCAGUGCCAAUGUCGUAGUGGAUGGUAGCACUGUUAAUCUGGGAUUGUGGGAUACUGCAGGUCAAGAGGAUUACAAUAGAUUGAGACCGUUGAGCUACCGUGGGGCUGAUGUCUUUAUACUCGCCUUCUCUCUUAUUAGCAAGGCCAGUUACGAGAAUGUCUCCAAGAAGUGGAUACCUGAAUUAAGGCAUUAUGCUCCUGGAGUUCCAAUAAUCCUUGUGGGGACAAAGCUCGAUCUUCGAGAGGAUAAGCAGUUUUUCGUGGACCACCCCGGAGCAGUGCCCAUCACAACAGCACAGGGAGAUGACUUGAAGAAAUCGAUUGGAGCUGCUGCUUACAUUGAAUGCAGUGCUAAGACACAACAGAAUGUGAAGGCUGUCUUUGAUGCAGCGAUAAAGGUUGUUCUGCAGCCACCCAAGCAAAAGAAGAAAAAAAAGAGAAAGGGUCAAAAAGCAUGCAGCAUAUUAUAAUUGGCGAAGAGGAUUCGCAUCAAGUACUUGGCUGUUUCUCUUGUUUUAGAAGUGUACUACUCUACUCCUAAUCCUACUCCCCCUUGAAGAUGCAAUGACCUCAGCUUUAUAUUCUUGACUGACUGUAUUAGGGAGAUAUGUUGAAGCAUCAACUUAGUCGAUUUCACAUUCUUAGCUAUAGUUUUCACUGAUGUACGUUUGUGAUUGAGAUGUGUGGUAGUAUGAAAUAUUGCUCCAUUAGGCCUUAGAUUGAAGUAUUUGUGCAUAACUUAAAAUUUCUCCUAAGGCGGAUAGUAUGUUUUUAAUUUUUGUUA
Salvia hispanica is the source of this 1160-nucleotide messenger RNA. Its product is annotated as rac-like GTP-binding protein ARAC3. Gene Ontology annotation, molecular function: GTP binding; GTPase activity. Lineage: Eukaryota; Viridiplantae; Streptophyta; Magnoliopsida; Lamiales; Lamiaceae. Gene Ontology annotation, biological process: small GTPase-mediated signal transduction. The record is from RefSeq and is a predicted model, not a curated record.